Molecule: messenger RNA, 294 nt
Organism: Hydatigera taeniaeformis
Lineage: Eukaryota; Metazoa; Platyhelminthes; Cestoda; Cyclophyllidea; Taeniidae
Source: the annotation of a GenBank genome assembly
AUGAUUUUGGAAUGUUGGGUUGUAUGGCACAACGGUCUGCCACUUCCAGUUGUGGACAGUCCAGAACAGGAGAACUGUCCACCUCCUGACGUCCCGAUGCCUGAGGCUCAACGAACCUCUCGCCUGGAGGUUGGUCAAGAUUGCAAGAUAGCCACAAGUGGUGAAGUCCUACGCACUCUGCCUUGCCAUGCCUCUUCUCACGUCUCUAAACGCACUAUCGCUGAGGUGGGACUUAGUGACGAUGAAAACACCAAUGUCAAUUGUAUUGGCGGUGGUAGUCGGGGCAACGCCGGG